Molecule: messenger RNA, 3012 nt
Organism: Linepithema humile (Argentine ant)
Lineage: Eukaryota; Metazoa; Arthropoda; Insecta; Hymenoptera; Formicidae
Product: bestrophin-4
Molecular function (GO): chloride channel activity
Source: RefSeq, a predicted model, not a curated record
GGCUGGUGCAGGUCAGGCGGUAUAUUCGUCUGUGUGAUGACGUGAGCGUGGGACGUUCUCUCACGAGUGUGCGUCGUUUACCUUAAGAUUCGCGCGUGUCGUUCUCUAUACUGACACUUCUCGCUAAUAAGAGAGCGUGAAUCGAUCGAAUCAAGAGAGCAAGCAGGAGAGCGAGCGAACGGUUGGUACAAAUCCUUACGUAAUCGCGUCAGAGGCGGCGUGUCAAAGAUGACCUUGGCAGUUUUCUAUCGACGGACCGUUGAUUCGGUUGCAUCGCGGAAGCGAAGUUGGAGAUGAUGCCGACGAGAAGCUGCCACGCCUGGUCUUUACUUUGAGACGAGAUCUCCCAGGGAAAGGGAGAUGUCACGAGUUGCCUACCCGCGAAAGUGCAAGCGUAGUGCGAAGAGUUGAGAGAGAAAGAGUAACCACGUGGAACACGCGCCGGUUGAGAGAUGACGGUCACCUACACUGCCGAAGUAGCCACUUGUAGAGGCCUUGGUUGCUUCCUCAAACUUUUACUAAGAUGGCGAGCAAGCGUUUACAAACUCGUCUGGAUCGAUCUGGCGCUCUUCCUCUUCAUCUACUACUCUUUGUCUGGUGUCUACCGAUUACUGCUGAACGAGGAACAGAAGAAGACGUUCGAAUCCGUGGUGGCGUAUUGCAAUGCAUACAGCGAUCUCAUACCGUUGUCGUUCGUCUUGGGUUUCUAUGUCAGCAUCGUAAUGACUAGAUGGUGGAAUCAAUACAUGGCGAUACCAUGGCCUGAUAGUAUCGCGGUCUACGUAUCGUCCACUAUACACGGAAAUGACGAGCGCGGUCGCUUAAUGCGCAGGACGAUCGUUAGAUACGUAUGCGUUUGUCUGACUCUGGUUUUAACGAUGGUUGCACCGCGGGUGAAGAAGAGGUUUCCCACUAUGGAGCAUUUCGUAGAUAGCGGUCUGCUCUUGGAGAACGAAUUAUCGAUAUUUCAGAGCCUAAACACAAAAUUUCCCAAACCGAGCAAACACUGGCUGCCUAUAGUUUGGGCCGCGAGUAUUGUGACCCGCGCUCGAAGGGAAGGUCGGAUUCGGGACGAUUUCGCAGUGAAGACGCUUGUUGACGAACUCAAUAAAUUUCGCGGCAUGUGCGGCAGUAUUUUACACUACGACACGAUCAGCGUCCCGUUAGUCUACACACAGGUCGUAACGUUAGCUGUAUACACAUACUUUCUGACCAGCGUAAUGGGUCGUCAGUGGAUUCAGAAGUCGGAGUCGAACAUUGAUAUGUACUUCCCAGUGUUUACGACAUUACAGUUCUUUUUUUACAUGGGCUGGCUGAAAGUAGCCGAAACUCUAAUCAAUCCGUUCGGCGAGGAUGACGACGAUUUUGAAGUGAAUUGGUUAAUCGAUCGCAAUUUGCAAGUAAGCUACUUAAUCGUGGACGAAAUGCAUCACGAGCAUCCUGCCCUCAUACGUGAUCAGUAUUGGGACGAAAUAUUCCCCACGGAGCUGCCAUACACCGCUGCAGCGCAACCCUUUCGCGAGGAACACCCUCAACACUCAACAGCUAACAUACAAUUAUCCGCCGCGCAACAAGAACUGCAACCAUCGUCGGUUAAAAUCGAGGAUUUGGCACCGGAUUAUCAGCAAAAGUUCAAUCCCGAUCUUGCUGAUGAUGCCGCGUCGGGAAUACAUUUCACUGUAACCGGCAAAAUGUCUCGAAGUGGUACAGAAAGCACCGAUCUUAGUAAUGAUGGAUUAAUAAGGAGUGCCAGUAGAGUGAGUACCCGCAAUCUCAGUGGUGGUUCAACUCCCAGCAUCUUAGGUGGUUCGCUCACGAGGGUAAACAGCGUCACCAGUGUACUGAAGCGAUUGUUUAGCAGAGAAGACAGGCCGGAUGGUGGUCAUACAAGCGAUACUAAAACUCCAGGAAAGAUUCCUCCUUCAAGUUCGGCUGCAUCGUUACAAGUUCGCCCACCUGGUGCAGGUGGUUCUAUGAGGAUAGGCGUCAUCGAGGAAGUGGACGAGCAAAUGACACUCACAUCGUUAAAACAAUCGAAUGAUAGCGGCAGACCUCAUGUACAAAGUAUAUUUGCGCAAGGCCCGCCGCCGCCGAGUGAUCCCGUCGACGUUCCCGGUGGCGCGCAAUCUCGCAAACGAGAAAUAUUUUCUACGAGCGCACCUCCUUUUUCUACAGGAAAAGAAGGUCUAACGAAAACUGGAAGUUCAGGAUCCGACAAUAUGCAUGAAAGGCAAAGAUCUUUAAGGACACAAGAAUCCAGACACUCGAUGCCAUCAAGCGUAGUUUUCGAGCCGGCAAGUUACACUGAAAGUGGAAUAAACGAUGAUGCAGCCAGUAUAGUGAGCUCUUCAUGUUCCAGUGAGACAUCUCCAAACGAAUUUAAGAAAUUAAAAACUGAGAGAAAAGAACGAAGGCGUAACCGUAGAUUUGUACGAAGCAUUAGUGGGCAAAUCAAUGCACUGAUCGGCAAUCAGUCGAGUCCUCCCGAUUCAGAGACCCUUUUGCUGACAGAAUUAGCAGACAGAUCGCGAUUCUGCAUGACGAGAAGCGAACACGAGGAAAGUGAUCAGUAGUAGGAAAAUAGGUUGUUAUUACAUCGAAAAUGACUGGCCUAAACAAGCUUUAGUUUAAAAAAUAGAAUUGAAACAAAAAGUAUGAUCAUACAUCACCGCACAUAAAUGGCAUAAAUUUUUUACACGUUUUUGAUGUACUUAUAAUACAAUAUCUCGUGAAAAUUGUUCCAUUAUAAUUAUUAUUAGUCAAGGUAAAAUAUAGCGAUUAUACAAGUAUUAUUUUUAUGUCAAUUGCGAAGUUUUCUAAUUUAAUUUCUUGACAUCCUUUUGAACUCAGCAGGAUAGCUUCUAUAGCUUUAGCAAUGUAAAGUUUGUAAAAAAUUAAGAAUUGUUUUACAUGGGUUUAAAUAUGUACAGGAUGAUUAUUAUUGAUACUAUUGUACAACUUACGAGGAGCUUCUAAUUAAAAAAUAAGUUAAAAACUUAAGAUUAAAAUAUU